Molecule: messenger RNA, 1773 nt
Organism: Herpailurus yagouaroundi (jaguarundi)
Lineage: Eukaryota; Metazoa; Chordata; Mammalia; Carnivora; Felidae
Product: dnaJ homolog subfamily A member 1-like
Biological process (GO): response to heat; protein folding
Molecular function (GO): Hsp70 protein binding; ATP binding
Source: RefSeq, a predicted model, not a curated record
CCAAGCUGCGUUCAGCAAUGCACUCCUUCCCGCUCCCCCACACCGGCCUUGGCCCCCUCACCGGCUGUAGAAAAUGGUGAAAGAAACUACUUACUAUGAUGUUUUGGGGGUCAAACCCAAUGCCACCCAGGAAGAAUUGAAAAAGGCUUACAGGAAAUUGGCUUUGAAGUACCACCCUGACAAGAAUCCAAAUGAAGGAGAGAAGUUUAAACAGAUCUGUCAAGCUUAUGAAGUGCUCUCAGAUGCGAAGAAAAGGGAAUUAUAUGACAAAGGAGGAGAACAGGCAAUUAAAGAAGGUGGAGCAGGUGGUGGUUUUGGCUCCCCCAUGGACAUCUUUGAUAUGUUUUUUGGAGGAGGAGGAAGGAUGCAGAGAGAGAGGAGAGGUAAAAAUGUUGUGCAUCAGCUCUCUGUAACCUUAGAAGAUUUAUAUAAUGGUGCAACAAGAAAACUAGCUCUGCAAAAGAAUGUGAUUUGCGACAAAUGUGAAGGCCGAGGUGGUAAGAAAGGAGAGGUAGAAUGUUGUCCCUAUUGCCGAGGUACUGGAAUGAAAAUAAGAAUUCAUCAGAUAGGACCUGGAAUGGUUCAGCAAAUUCAAUCUGUGUGCAUGGAGUGCCAGGGCCAUGGGGAACGGAUCAGUCCUAAAGACAGAUGUAAAAGCUGCAAUGGAAGGAAGAUAGCUCGAGAAAAGAAGAUUCUAGAAGUUCAUAUUGACAAAGGCAUGAAAGAUGGCCAGAAGAUAACAUUCCAUGGUGAAGGAGACCAAGAACCUGGACUGGAACCAGGAGAUAUCAUCAUUGUUUUAGAUCAGAAGGACCAUGCUGUUUUUACUAGGCGAGGAGAGGAUCUUUUCAUGUGUAUGGACAUACAGCUGGUUGAAGCACUGUGCGGCUUUCAAAAGCAAAUAUCUACUCUAGACAACAGAACCAUUGUCAUUACCUCUCAUCCAGGUCAGAUUGUCAAGCAUGGAGAUAUCAAGUGUGUGCUGAAUGAAGGCAUGCCAAUUUAUCGUAGAUCAUAUGAAAAGGGUCGCCUAAUCAUCGAAUUUAAGGUAAACUUCCUUGAGAAUGGCUUUCUCUCUCCUGAUAAACUGUCUUUGCUAGAAAAGCUCCUACCUGAGAGGAAGGAAGUAGAAGAGACUGAUGAAAUGGACCAGGUAGAACUGGUGGACUUUGAUCCAAAUCAGGAAAGAAGGCGCCAUUACAAUGGAGGCUAUGAGGAUGAUGAACAUCACCCUAGGGGAGGUGUUCAGUGUCAGACCUCUUAAUGGGGCCAGUGAAGAACACUGCUGGCAUUUUAUAUGCAGUAAUGAACGAAUGAAGGACUAUAAUCAUAGCUCACUACUUGCUAUUAUUGUUUUUGUUUUAAUAUUCAACUAUAGUAGUGUUUUAAAAGUUAAAUGAAGAAUAAAAAAUAUAAAAGCUCUGACUUUGCCCUGUAUGUAUGAUGACUUCAGUGUGCAAGAUAAGUUUAAUACUUGUAAAAACUACUUUUAAAAAAUCUCCCCUAGCAUUUGUUAGAGGCCCGACCUUGUAAUUGAUCUCAGCUCUAUGUACAUUAACUAGUUUAGACUGAAAAUGCUAGGUAAAUGUAUUGACUUCAGUGUAUGACCCUUAAUUGUUAAGCUAUGAAGUUAAAACUUGUGUUUAAUUGGCAAUCAGAAAAAGAAUUUGUAAAGAAGUGUUGGUCUGUAGUUCUAUUAAGUGGGAUUCAUUGUGAUGCUUCUGCAUUUAUUCUGUUGCCUCAACUGUUACUUAAAGAUGGCAUGCUGUGUAA